UACCGAGUUGUGAGUUAAGCAAGAUGGCGGAGAAGACAGGAGAAGCUGUGGGUCUUGGCAGGCUUACCGGCAGGUUAGCUGUAGUUACAGGUGGCAGCGGUGGACUAGGAGGUGCAGUUUGUCAGCUAUUCGCUAGGGAGGGCGCCUCGGUUGUCGCGGUAGACAUCAACGAGGACAAAGGUCAAGAGAUAGUGGCGGCUUUACCGAACAUGGGAUCACAACAACACCGCUUCUACAGAACUGACGUGUCGUCCUCCACAUCUGUCAAUCAAAUGGUCGCUUCUUUGCGUGCAGACUACCAGAGUGCUCCGUCCGUGGUUGUGACAUGUGCAGGAGUGGCCAUACCGUCCUACUUUCUGGACAUGGACGAGGCAACUUACGACAAGGUGACUAACAUCAACCAAAAGGGGACGUUCCUUGUAGUACAGGCCAUGACGAGGCUGAUGGUAGAAGACAAGGUGAAGAACGGUUCUAUUGUCACCAUGGGGAGCAUCUGUGGAAGGGUGGGCCAACAUGAGUUUACACACUAUUCUGGCACGAAAGGAGCCGUGGUCUCCAUGACUAAAGGCAUAGCCAAGGAACUUGCCCAGUAUGGCAUCCGUUGCAAUGUGGUGGUUCCUACAAUCAUUGAUACCAACAUCGUGGAUAAGUCGUACGAUCAGGAAAGGCUUGAGUAUGUUCAGGAGAAGACCUUCUUGAAACGGGCUGGUAAACCGUCUGAAGUGGCCAACCUGUGUCUGUUCCUAGCAACGGAAGAAAGCAGCUACAUGACCGGGCAGGUCGUGGAAAUUACAGGUGGACAGUAGGAUCCCAGUGGAACGAAGAUGGCCCAUUCUUCCUGCGAAUCGAACGUCACGUGCCGACACGAUGAUUUUAUUACAAACAAUAAAGACUACAUUGGUGUCACACAAAAGGGGAUAACUGUACUCAUAUUUUACUGCAACUAGGUAAAAAGACGCUUGCAUAAACGAGAGUAAGUUUAAAUUACGAUAAAAAAUGUUAAUAUGAUGUACUAUAUAUGAUAAAUGAAGGAAACGUAUACACAUAUUUCUUCCACAAAACCGAGACAUCUUAUUAUUCCCAAUAGAUAUAACCCAGAUGAUGACUUUUUUCCUUUGCACUUUUUUCUUUUUCAUUUGUAUGGUAGAUUGUCUGUAUAGUAGACUUACGUAAAGUCAGAAUAAAUAAUGUAAAAGAUUUCGAGAACCGCGACGACAUACGCUAGUUCGUGAUAAUUAUUUUUUUUUUCAUUUUAUUUCAAUAAUCACUAAUCUGUCUCUGAUAAUAGGACGUCCCACGUGUAGCAACACUUAUUACUCAAUCCGACUGGACACAAAUCAACAAAUAACUUACAUAUAACAUAUAACAUAUGAUUUACAUCUAAACCUACUUUUACGGUUUCACACUGUGCACAAUGCGAUGUGUUUAAGCUACGAUAUCAAUACGAAAACCUGUAAGAGCACGUUUUUACUUUGCAAAUAUACAUAUGAUUAAUUUGCUGAUUUGCAGGCACUUUUCAUAUCCAAUGCAUUUAUUUAUAUUCUUUACAUAACGCGUACGUCAUACAAGGAUUCGUCUCGACGUAUGCAUACGCUUGAGCUACUUACGUCGUUAUAGCUCACAUGUUGAUGUCUAGAACAGCAGACUGUAUGGUAUGUUAGGAUGGUAAAACAUAGAAAUCUUAAACAUGUAACACGUAGUGUUUUGUCCUUUCUGGCUGAGCUGUAAUUAGUCGUUUUGCCUCAAAUAGAAGUAGAAAAACAAGGAUAACAUCAAAUGUAUUUCGGACAAAGGUUUUACGGUAGUCAGCGGGCACAAUGUCUGAAGUAGAGUCAACAGGGGAUGGAGACUCUCUAAACGAUAGUGAUGGAGAUGGUACGGACAGUCCCGAGGGCUCCACACAUGUAGAUGAACAUGGUGAACACUUAAACGAGUCAGAUCCAAUUGCUGAUCACCUGGAG
Molecule: messenger RNA, 1961 nt
Organism: Branchiostoma floridae (Florida lancelet)
Lineage: Eukaryota; Metazoa; Chordata; Leptocardii; Amphioxiformes; Branchiostomatidae
Product: estradiol 17-beta-dehydrogenase 8-like
Exons: 9
Coding region: 24-806 (260 amino acids)
Molecular function (GO): oxidoreductase activity
Source: RefSeq, a predicted model, not a curated record